GUUCCGGCCAACCUAACCCAGCUAACUAGCUCCUGUAGCUCUGGUAGCAACUUGAGAGGAGCUACAAUCCCUGUCAAAAUUAGCUGGACUAAAAUACCGUUCUGGCAUUGUUUUAAUGUCAGCAAGGUGCUUGGAGCGCGGCGCACACCAUUUUCCUCAAACGGCGAAGAUUUGGAUUUUAAAACUGGGGUGCCCAUCUCUUUUGAGUAAACCCUGCUAGCACUGGCUUCCACCCUGUGGCUCAUUGGUCGUUAGAGGGGCUCCUCAGAGCAAGGGCCCAAAGCUGUAGCUCCAGGUCCCCCCUGUCUGUGUGUGUCAGAGAGCUCGUGUUGAGUCCUCUGGAGACUCCCGGCUUGUCCAAGUAAGAUGUCCUCCAUCUUGCCGUUCACCCCGCCUGUAGUGAAGAGGCUUCUGGGCUGGAAGAAGUCAACCAGUGGCCCAGGAGGAGCGGGCGGUGGAGAGCAGAACGGGCAAGAAGAGAAAUGGUGUGAGAAGGCUGUUAAAAGCUUAGUGAAGAAGCUGAAGAAGACGGGCCAGCUAGAUGAGCUGGAGAAAGCUAUCACCACACAGAACUGCAACACCAAGUGUGUCACCAUCCCCAGCAAUUGCUCUGAAAUAUGGGGACUGAGUACACCAAAUACGAUAGAACAGUGGGAUACAUCAGGCCUAUACAGCUACCCUGACCAAACCAGAUCCCUGGAUGGCCGUUUGCAGGUCUCUCACAGGAAGGGGCUUCCCCAUGUUAUUUACUGCCGCUUGUGGCGAUGGCCGGAUCUUCACAGCCACCAUGAGCUGCGUGCCAUCGAGGCCUGUGAGUAUUCCUUCCACCUCAAGAAGGACGAGGUCUGCAUCAAUCCCUACCACUACCAGAGGGUGGAGACCCCAGUGCUGCCUCCUGUUCUUGUGCCAAGACACUCAGAAAUUCUACCAGAGCUGCCACCUCUGGAUGACUACACUCAUUCCAUACCUGAGAACACAAACUUUCCUGCAGGAAUUGAACCUCCAAACAACUAUAUACCAGAAACACCUCCACCAGGCUACAUCAGUGAGGAUGGGGAGGCCAGCGAUCAACAGAUGAAUCAAAGUAUGGACACAGGCUCUCCAGCAGAGCUGUCCCCCAGCUCUCUGUCUCCUGUCAAUCACAGCAUGGACCUGCAGCCGGUGACUUACUCAGAGCCGGCCUUCUGGUGCUCAAUAGCCUACUACGAGCUGAACCAGCGUGUGGGGGAGACGUUCCACGCCUCUCAGCCCUCACUGACAGUGGAUGGAUUCACAGAUCCAUCAAACUCUGAGCGUUUUUGCCUGGGCCUGCUGUCUAACGUUAACAGGAAUGCCACUGUGGAGAUGACCCGAAGGCACAUAGGAAGAGGAGUUCGACUCUACUACAUUGGAGGGGAGGUGUUUGCCGAGUGCCUAAGUGAUAGCGCCAUCUUUGUCCAGAGUCCAAAUUGCAACCAGCGAUAUGGCUGGCAUCCAGCAACAGUGUGUAAAAUUCCACCAGGUUGUAAUCUAAAAAUCUUCAACAACCAAGAAUUUGCAGCCCUGCUGGCUCAGUCAGUAAACCAAGGCUUUGAGGCAGUUUACCAACUCACAAGGAUGUGCACCAUCCGCAUGAGCUUUGUCAAAGGCUGGGGAGCUGAGUACAGGCGGCAGACUGUCACGAGCACUCCUUGCUGGAUCGAGCUGCAUUUGAACGGCCCCCUGCAGUGGCUGGACAAGGUUCUGACCCAGAUGGGUUCCCCGUCUGCACGCUGCUCCAGCAUGUCCUAAACAGCUAAGGAAUCACCCAAAAACAAAGCCCAUUACAAAGAUGAUUAAAUUUUAAACUUGUGAGUCCUUUCAUGAAAAAAAUGGAAACCCCACAGAAUGAAUUUUCUGUAACAUUCUUCAUAGUAUUUGUGGCCCAGUUCCACACCCCUCUUUUAACUGUACACACCAACACACACAGACGAACAAAUGCACACACACAGACUUUUCCGUAAAAGAAAAAAAAAAAAAAAUUGGCACUUUGUUACCCAUCUAUGUCAUGCACCUUGUUAAAUUGCUUUCCCCCAAAUCCUUAAUAUUAGAUCUAUUUGUGGUACAAAUAAAAUGUAUAUUGGUUUUUAGUCCGGGAAGUAGGGGAAAUACCAAAAAUAUCUGUGAAUAGUUUCUCAGUAUUGAAGAUUGCUUGUAUGAAUAACACGAGCUUGAAUGCUAAAGUAAUUUUUGUUCCAGCCCCCCCCCUCCCUCCCAAACCAUUGUUCUGAGCCUAAGUUUACUUUUCUCUAAGAAACUUGGCCCCAUCUUUUGUCAGGGGGAUCGUGACUUGGUGAAGAAUCGAUGGCCUUGGUGGUCGUUCUCCUCUGAAGAGAACGCCUCCGUAUGUUUAUGAAAUCUGACUUUGCCAGAACGGCCCUUUCCUCCUUUUUUUUUUCUUUCUUUCUUUCUUUUUUUUAAACUCUUGACGUGUGUCGUUAUAAGACAUACCUCUUAAUGGACAAAUAGGAAUGUUAUAAAAACAAAAGAAGUAUAUUUCCAAAAAAAACCUAAACAAACUCACUCUGGCUAUAGUUUAUUUCGUUGUCAUUAUGUGGCACUCUAGGUGUCUUUUGUUUAGUUGAUUUACAUCCCCACUGAACAGCAUGGUAUGGAAACUAAAGAGAUGUUUGCCAGGCAUUGCAGGACGCACUGGGCAGGGACCAGAGAUAUCAGCUGUUUUUUUUUUUUUGUUUUUUGUUUUGACACGACACUGGGAAUCCUGAGGCUCUCUGAGGUGAGCAUUAAACUUCUCACCUUGGGAAUUUGAAGGUAUCAGUGAACUCAUUCAGUUUUUAGCCUAUAUCCCCAUUGUUUUGCUACUUUUUUGUAUUUUCAUGUAUUUUUAUAUAUAAAUAUACUUAAAAUUUUCUGUCGUUCACUUUUUUUAAGAUAAUAUUUUCAAGACCACGGUUAUUUCUAAAGUGACAUGGAGGGUAUGGAUCAUUCCUUCAUUUUACCCCAAAAACUCUGUUUGAAUUAAUUUCCAAUAGCGACUCUUUGUCUUGGUAAAUAGAAAAUGAAAAUCACUGCCCCACAUGAUGAUGUGUUGCCUGUUUCUAUCCUUUGUUUUUCCAAAGAAAUCUGGUGCAUUUAAAGUACACAAAACAACAGACUUGCCUAAAACCUAAACUCUACUUUCCUGUAAUGGAUUUAAUGAUUCCAGAGGCAUGUACAACUUUGUAGUGGCCAUUUAUUCAUUCAUCUCUUCACGUUUUUGAAAUACACACGUGACCUCUUGUAGCCUUUUGGUGCUUGGUCAAGCGGGUAAUGUCAACUAGAUAUAAUUGGCUUUCAAAAUGUUACUGCAGCGUGAGAGGAGAGUUUUUCCUCUGGGACAAAAAGAAGAGUGAAUGUGCCUGCACACUAGGACAUUCUGUGUUAAUGUGUGUAUUGUAUUUGUUCUGUCUAUAAAAUACAGUAUGUACAACAAGACUUACUAGCUUAAACUCAUUACGUGGCUGUUGUGAGUUUAACAUGUUCCCCUCCCUCCCUCUUUUGAUGUAAAUGUGUUUACCAUAUGGCACUAGUGAUUGUACUUUAAGUGCACCUAGUGAAGUUUGGACUUGGGGAACUGAACCACGUGUUAGGGUCCAGUGUUACAUUGUUUUUAUCUUUGGCCUACAACAUAUGAAUGUGAAGAAAAAAAAAACAUUACAGAAACUGACGUGGACCAGACAUGCAUAUACAUAACAGUAGUACAGUAUGUGUGUAUUUAACAGUAAUAUUUUGCAAAGCAGUCAGUACAGUAGAUGUCGCAGUUGUUUUACCAGUAGAGGGCGGUAUUGAUAGAGCAGUUCUUUUUUUUUUCUGACCAUAAGCUUCUCAGGCGUGUGGCAUAUUAUGCAGACUUCAUAAAACACUAAUAAAGAUUUUUAUUCUCAUGA
Mugil cephalus (flathead mullet) is the source of this 3905-nucleotide messenger RNA. Its product is annotated as mothers against decapentaplegic homolog 2. Gene Ontology annotation, cellular component: heteromeric SMAD protein complex. Gene Ontology annotation, molecular function: RNA polymerase II cis-regulatory region sequence-specific DNA binding; I-SMAD binding; DNA-binding transcription factor activity, RNA polymerase II-specific. Lineage: Eukaryota; Metazoa; Chordata; Actinopteri; Mugiliformes; Mugilidae. The transcript has 11 exons. The coding region runs from base 367 to 1770 and encodes 467 amino acids. The record is from RefSeq and is a predicted model, not a curated record. Gene Ontology annotation, biological process: cell differentiation; transforming growth factor beta receptor signaling pathway; anatomical structure morphogenesis.